CUCAGCUUGGUUUUUUCUCCCACGGGAAAGAGAGAAAGAGAGAAACCUUUCUUCCUCUUUGUUUCGUUGUCUUUCUGUUCGAUCUGUAAUCUCUUCGAGGAAUUCCGUGGCGUUUAUGGAUUCCGGAUGCAGAUGCUCUUCAUUCUCGUCAAUCGUCAUCUCCCAAUCGUGCGUUGCCCUUCUGAUGCUUUGCCAGCAGCCGUCCAAUCUCGCCUUCACGUCUCCAUUGACACCUUGGUUUCGAGAACUCUGGUUUAGCGUUCCCAAAUAGCAAAAGCAGCAGCUAUUCACGGGGACAAUCCAGAAAGGUCUUCUAGGAAGGAGCAUCCCUAUCGUGGCAUCUACAAGACAAAUUUUUUGGUCACUCCAAUCUUGGGAUGCAUGGGAGAAGAGAGGGACGAAACGCAUGAAACAUAACCACAAUUAUUUAGUUCAUUCAUUAUGACCAUACAUGCCAUUACCAGCUCUUCAAAUUCAAAGAUGUCGCGGGCAAGGGGAAGAUCUCCUGGUUGGGCUGCUUUUGAUCUCAAGCAGCGGCAAAAACAAGGUCUUGAACCUGAAUAUAAAACUGACCCUUACCCUCCCAUACCAAAAAAGAUAAACUCCGUGGUUCCCUCUGAAAAUUCAGUUUUAGAAAAGGGUUUAUCAAGAAGGUCUUUCUCAUCUGUACUCCAGACAUCUGUAGAUUUUUCAAUACUUGUAGAUAAGAGUGAUUCCAAAAGGGAAUUACUAAUUGGUGAUUCUAGUAGGAGGCUAAGCAAUGAAGUUGUCAAGGGGAAUAAUAUUAUUCCAGAUACUGUAAAGCUUAAAGAACUCCAUGGAUGGGCUGAUGAUAGUUUAAUUGAGGAUAUUUUAGCAGCAGUGAAUAAUGAUCUUGGGCAAGCAUCUAAUGUAUUGAAAGCCAUUGUUUCCACCAGCAGUUCUCAAGAUAAUAAGACAAUAGGACUUUCACAUGAGAGUUCUACUCUUGGAGAAAGUUUCCAUGUCUAUAAUAAAAACAAGGUAGAAGGAGGUUCUCCUAUAGAAGAGACAAUGGACCUUACCAAAUUAAGAUCUGUUCUGGAAAAUGGUAUCUGUGUCAAUAAGACAGAGCACGUAGCUGAAAAUGCUCCUUUUGAAAGUAAGUUAUCUGAUGCUGAUAAACAAAUCAAACUAAUCUCAAGGCACUUGAUGUCUGUACCUGCUGAGCCUGAGUGGGAGGAGGAGGAUGUUUACUUGAGCCACCGAAAAGAUGCUAUUAGGAUGGUUAGGUUAGCAUCUCAGCAUUCAAAGGCAUCCAGUAAUUCCUUUCUAAAAGGUGACCACUUUUCUGCUCAACAGCUCUCACUAAAGGCCCGUGAAGAAUGGAGGCUUGCUGAAGAGUUGAAUAUGAAGGUAGCUGAGGAAAUUUUAAAGAUCAGGAAUAGCCAAAAUGACAUGUGGAAGUUGGACUUACAUGGCCUGCAUGCAUCUGAAGCUGUUCAUUUCUUACAUGAGCACCUUCAGAAGAUUGAAACUCAGAUGCCUUUAAAACGUUCACUAUCACCCAAGAGGGUCAAGCCAGAAAAAGGGAUAAUGCGGUCCCCAUCUCUCGAGUCUGUUAACUGUAUGGGCAUGGAGUGGCAGGUGGACAAACAUCAGGCUUUAUCUAGCCACAGACAGACAGUGUUACAGGUUAUAACUGGGACAGGUAAUCAUAGCCGAGGACAAGCAGCACUCCCUGCAGCAGUGAGAAGUUUCCUCAUUGAGAAUGGAUACCGUUUUGACGAGACACGGCCUGGGGUAAUUGCAGCAAGGCCCAAGUUCCGUCAUGGGUAAAGUGCUGAAAUAUGCAAUUCACCAUGAGUUACGUUGCUUUGUUGUAAAGUUAAAUCUUUUAAGUGUUUGUGUUGCAACGUUGUGCUCCAAAUCAAUGUCUAAUUAAUCUGGUUAUGUAAUUCUGAAAUUAAUUCCAAUAUUUAA
Messenger RNA from Nelumbo nucifera (sacred lotus), 1941 nucleotides. Its product is annotated as smr (Small MutS Related) domain-containing protein. Lineage: Eukaryota; Viridiplantae; Streptophyta; Magnoliopsida; Proteales; Nelumbonaceae. The record is from RefSeq and is a predicted model, not a curated record.